CGAUAAGCGAAUCUGAUUGGCGGGCUCCGACUGGCCAUCGGCCCGAUCCGACGAUGCUCCCGAAGUGACUCGAAACCUCCGCCGCCAAGACCAUGCCGAAAGAGCACAGCUACAGAUCUUGGAUUUGCAUCUGUAUACAUAUAUGCAUGUACAUUUAUAUGCUUAUGUUUGGAUUUGCAUUUUUUUGUUGAAAGUGUUGGAACAUUCGGGUAGAGUCUCGAUGGCGGCGGAGCGGGCCGACGGCGGGGCGGUCAAGCCGCAGCUGGCGGAGUUCAGAGGCUCGGAAGGCCCAAUGAUACGCUCGAUACUGGCUAUGAUUGUUUGGCUUGGGGGCAUCCACUUCAACGUCGUUGUCGUCUUGGCUUCGUUCUUCUUCCUUCCCCUUCCCAAGUUCUUCGCGGUGUUGGGGUUGCUCGUGAUAUUUAUGGUGAUUCCGAUGGACGAUAGGAGUAAAUGGGGCCGGAGAUUAUCGAGGUAUAUCUGCAAGCAUGCUUGUGGUUAUUUUCCAGUCACUCUGCAUGUGGAGGAUAUUAAAGCCUUCGAUCCGGAUCAGGCCUAUGUUUUUGGCUAUGAACCACAUUCAGUGUUGCCCAUUGGUGUUGUUGCACUUGCUGACCUCACAGGCUUUAUGCCUCUUCCAAAAAUUAAGGUUCUUGCAAGUACCGCUGUUUUCUACACACCAUUCCUCAGGCAUAUAUGGACUUGGUUGGGACUUGCACCCGCAUCAAGGAAAAAUUUUGUCUCCCUCUUGGCAGCUGGUUAUAGUUGCAUCAUAGUGCCGGGUGGAGUGCAAGAGAUAAUUCACAUGGAACGUGGUUCUGAGGUUGCAUUCCUCAAGUCAAGAAGAGGAUUUGUACGCAUAGCUAUGGAGUUGGGACGACCAUUAGUCCCAGUUUUUUGUUUUGGUCAGUCACAUGUCUAUAAGUGGUGGAAGCCUGGUGGAAAACUGUACAUGCAAUUUGCUAGAGCCAUUAGAUUCACCCCAAUUAUCUUUUGGGGAAUUUUUGGGUCUCCCCUUCCCUAUCGCUAUCCAAUGAAUGUGGUGGUUGGUAGACCAAUUGAAGUCAAGAAAAAUCCACAACCCUCCAUGGAAGAGGUCGACGAAGUCCAUAGUCGCUUCGUUGAAGCGCUUCAAGACCUCUUUGAGAGGCACAAAGCGAGGGUCGGCCAUCCUGAUCUUAAACUGAGAAUACUCUGAUCACAACUCCAGCGUGCAUUCGCGACUCCCCUCGCCCCCACUCUUCAUUUUUAUCUACUUUUUAGUCUCUAUAUUUUGCUACUAUGCUUGUUUAUUUGUUUCAUUCGGCUAAUUUUAUCGGUUAAAAUUAAAAUUUCAUGAACCAGUAAUGAGGUGCGCGUGGGCUGCUAGCUGCCCUCACUUCCGGCU
Diospyros lotus (date-plum) is the source of this 1387-nucleotide messenger RNA. RefSeq names its product diacylglycerol O-acyltransferase 2D-like. The record is from RefSeq and is a predicted model, not a curated record. Gene Ontology annotation, cellular component: endoplasmic reticulum membrane. Bases 143 to 1198 code for a protein of 351 amino acids. NCBI's taxonomy places the organism in Eukaryota, Viridiplantae, Streptophyta, Magnoliopsida, Ericales, Ebenaceae. Gene Ontology annotation, biological process: triglyceride biosynthetic process. Gene Ontology annotation, molecular function: diacylglycerol O-acyltransferase activity. The transcript is spliced from 9 exons.